Molecule: messenger RNA, 438 nt
Organism: Triticum dicoccoides
Lineage: Eukaryota; Viridiplantae; Streptophyta; Magnoliopsida; Poales; Poaceae
Product: flavonol 4'-sulfotransferase-like
Exons: 2
Coding region: 1-408 (135 amino acids)
Molecular function (GO): sulfotransferase activity
Source: RefSeq, a predicted model, not a curated record
AUGACUUCUGCUGUGUUUGAUUUGCCGUUCUGGGACCACAUCCUCGGGUACUGGCGCGCGAGCGAGUCGGGCCCGGAGAACGUGCUCUUCUUGAGGUACGAGGAGCUGCUGCGGGACCCCGCCGAGAACGUCAGAAAGCUCGCGCGGUUCGUUAGCAUGCCGUUCUCCCAGGCGGAGGAGGAGGCCGGCGUCGUCCGCGGCAUCGUCGAGCUCUGCAGCCUCGAGAGCCUGAAGAACCAGGAGGUGAACAGGAAUGGGUACAUGGACGGCCUCAAGUUCCCUCGCAAGGCCCUCUUCCGGAAGGGCGUGGCCGGCGACUGGGUGAACCACAUGACGCCGGAGAUGGCGCGCCGCAUGGACGAGAUCGUCGCCGACAAGCUCCGCGCCACGGGGCUCACAUUCCAGUGAACCCAGAGAAAUCAAAAUUUCUGCAGUGUC